UAGGAGACGCGGUGUGUCCAUGUUGCCGAGGUACAAGGAAGAAGAUAUGUCGAUGCUUAGACUGCCACAAAGAGAAAGUGGACUUUAUUUAUAAUCAUUUAUGUAGCAAAAAGUUUACUUAGAGUGUCUGGAAGUGAUUCGUUGUAAUGGUGAAGUUGAGGGCGAGAUGUCUGCUUGUCGGAGAUGCUGCAGUGGGGAAAACUGCACUUUGCCAUAUGUUUCACAGUGAUGGUACUCUCUUCCAGAAGACCUACAGCAUGACAACCGGAGUGGAGCUGCUAAUUAAAUGUGUGAACAUCCCAGAGACCAGCGACAGUGUGGAGCUCUACAUCGUUGACUCUGCAGGGAAGCAGACAUUAGUGGAAGCCUGCGAAAAAAUGUGGGGCGAGCUGUCCUUGAUGUGCAUGGUGUUUGACCUGACCAGUGAGCAGUCGUUUACCAACUGCAGCCAAUGGAUGGAGAGAGUCCGUUCUCACUGCAAGGGUCUCCACAUUCCAGGUGUCCUGGUGGGCAACAAGUCAGACCUGUCAGGUAGAAGGGAAGUCCAAGCGUCUGUGGCCCAAGAAUGGGCCCAAAGCCAGGGGAUGGAGUACCACGAGACAUCAGCUGUUAGUGUAUUUCAAAGGAGAUGGACAACUGUGAAGCACCGCUCCUCAGCUUAGCCCGGGCCUUCCACUCUCUCUACCAGGAACGUCGCGAGACCAUCCAGAACCUGAGUGCAGGGUAGCUGCCCUGAUGUUCCACUCACAGGAUAACAGACGCCGGAAUCGGAGAAUUCAAUAAGCUCUAUGGAUUGUACAUGUGAGGGAUUGUUCUUUUGUACCACAGAACGGCUUGUUCAGACUGAUUAUUUUCACAUGAGCAUGAAUAAAAAUUGUUUUUCUGGGAUAAUCAGC
Molecule: messenger RNA, 896 nt
Organism: Scatophagus argus
Lineage: Eukaryota; Metazoa; Chordata; Actinopteri; Scatophagidae
Gene: ift27
Product: intraflagellar transport 27 homolog (Chlamydomonas)
Exons: 7
Coding region: 147-662 (171 amino acids)
Cellular component (GO): Golgi apparatus
Molecular function (GO): GTP binding; GTPase activity
Source: RefSeq, a predicted model, not a curated record